CACGUCUACCGUACCCGUGAUAUCCACAUGCCCCGGGCUGUUCAGAAUUUUGCCGGUAACGGUUUCGUAAUUCGCGGAGCAGAAGAACGGGGACGACGCCUUCCUUCUUCCUCUUUCCAGCUGCUACCACGCAGAGAAGGCACACGCUGGAGCCAUGACGGCCGUGCAGGGAGCGGGCAUCGCGGUUGGCCUGACCAAGGGCCACCAGGUCACCAAGCGUGAGCUGAAGAAGAGGCCCGCAUCCAGGAAGGGGAAGCUUGGAAAGCGCACUGCCUUCGUGCGGACCCUCAUCCGUGAGGUCGUCGGGUUUGCUCCCUAUGAGAAGCGCAUUCAGGAGCUGCUGAAGGUCGGGAGGGACAAGCGCGCCUUGAAGGUCGCAAAGAGGAAGCUGGGGACGCACCUGCGGGCCAAGAGAAAGCGAGAGGAGAUGACGAGCGUGCUGCGGAAGCAGAGGGCUGCUGCUUCUACACACCACAAGGAAGAGAAGAAGGAAGAGAAGAAGGAAAAGAAGUAAACUGUCUAUGGAAAAACGAUCGUCAGAUUUGGACUUUUCUCAAGCCCACCGACAAGGACUAGUUCUUUCAAGUCUGGGGUGCUCAUCCGUGGUUGACCAUCUCAUGUUGCGCAAAGUCUGGUCUGGCUUGUGUUGACUGUCACAUUGUUCAGGGUAGCCUGGGGCUUACCGGCCAAAAACAUGGUUGGGCUCCGUGAAGAAAGCUCCUGGCUGCAUAUGCAACCCCGCACCAUGCAGUACAUCGGACUGGGGCUCUUGCCUGCAAUGGCUGGGUCCAUUGAGAGCUAUUUGCUUGAGUUCAUCCGACUGCGACCCGACUGCUACCA
Molecule: messenger RNA, 840 nt
Organism: Klebsormidium nitens
Lineage: Eukaryota; Viridiplantae; Streptophyta; Klebsormidiophyceae; Klebsormidiales; Klebsormidiaceae
Source: the annotation of a GenBank genome assembly